GCCCUUCGCCUGCGCCACCAUGCUCCAGUUCUUGCUUGGAUUUACUCUGGGCAACGUGGUUGGAAUGUAUCUGGCUCAAAACUAUGACAUACCAAACCUGGCUAAAAAAAUUGAAGAAAUUAAAAAGGACUUGGAUGCCAAGAAGAAACCGCCUAGUUCAUGAGGUCGACUCCAACACUGCCUUCUGGAUACACUAAUCUUCUCUUGAGAGCCUCCCUUUUCCAUCUGAACCAAAAACUUUUGUUUUUCCCUCCAGCCUCAGCAACGUUCUUCUUAGCUAGACCCUAUGUUUUUUGCCUUGGAGCAAAAUGGGGCUCCAGGUUGAGAACUACCCUUGCAUUUCCAACAUCCUCAUCUUUCUCCAUAUCUUCCUUCCAGCUGCAUGGAAAAUUCUAAGACUGGAAUUAUGGUGCUAGAUUAGUAAACAUGACCUUAACUGAGUAGUCUCUUCCUCAUUCCUUGGGAUUUCUACUACCUUUUGUCAAAAGAAAAAUUGAUGAGUUUUGUAUAGCUGGUUAGACACAAAUAAUACUGAUUUCACAGUUUAGCAGUUACAACAGGUGCUUGUUAAACAUCUGGUACUAAAUUAUGUUGUUUCACAAUAACUAAAAUGAAUAUCUAGAAGCCAGUUUUUUGGUGAAAUAUACAUUUAUUUUAUACUGAUACUGUUAGGCAGCUCCAUAGUUGCUAGUUUAACCAAUAAAUCAAUUUGCUAUUCAUUAACUGAAAAUUUUUGAGAAUUCUCCCAGGAAUUUAAAAAUAUGCAAAAUAAUGAUCUUUGUCCCAGUAGAGUUUAUGGUCUAUUUAGUUUAUGUGUUUUUUCUUCCUAAUGUAUUUGAUCUGAAUUUUUUCCCUCAGAAGAAUCAUACUUGGGAUUAUAGGUACAUUUGAUGUUAUAUGGUAGAUAAAUGAAGUUGUCUAUAAAGGAAAUUCUAUGCCUUUUCACAGUAUGUAAGAGUAUACCUAUAGUGAUUUUCAAAAGAAAAGUGUGACCCAAAUGUAUAAUAAAGUCAGCAUCUCCAGAAGGAUAA
Messenger RNA from Carlito syrichta (Philippine tarsier), 1031 nucleotides. RefSeq lists its product as uncharacterized. Bases 20 to 163 code for a protein of 47 amino acids. The record is from RefSeq and is a predicted model, not a curated record. The transcript has a single exon. Lineage: Eukaryota; Metazoa; Chordata; Mammalia; Primates; Tarsiidae.